UUUUGCAAAGUUGCCUGCUCUGUAUACUGGCGUGACCAAUCACGACCCUUGAGAGAUUCUCGGCUACCGAGGUGGUAUCCAUGUUGUUUCUCUUUCACAUACGUUGUUGAAAGGACGAUGGCUACGAAUAAUUACUUUGGUUUUACUCAUGGAGGAACGCAAUAUGGUUCUCUUUACAGCGCAACAGGAGCUGCGGCUUAUCAAACUGGUCAAACAGGAUAUGCUGUAACUCCCACUGCGGCUACUGCUGCCACUUAUACUGCUCAGAGAGCGGGAACAGGCUAUGAAACCGCUUACCAAACCGCAACCCAUACCACACCAGGAACAUAUGCAGGCUUCGAUGUUGCAGUUGGUGCUGGCACAGCAGCUACAGCUACAACAUAUGAUUAUGGAUAUGGCCGAACUGCUCAGACUGCUUAUGACAGCACAAAAACCUAUUACCAACAACCUGCAGCGGCUGCUGCUGCAACAUAUUCCACUACUGAUACUCAUUAUCAAGCUUCUAAACCAGCUUUCAGUACUACCAGUACUUACACAGCAACUACACGUCAAGUAACCCAAACAACUCCCAAGGCAGCAUCUUACAGCACUGCCUACACAACGCAGGGUGCACAGGGUGCCAACUAUACAUCAGGGUACACAGCUGCUGCUGCUGCUCAGACAACUAACACUACUAAAGCUGCUGGCAAUACCACAUAUUCUGGAUAUGAUGCAGCAUUGUACAGUGCUGCGACUAUGUAUGUGGCACAGCAAGCGCAGACAGGCACUGCUGCUGCAGCAGCUGCUGCCGCGGCAGGUGGAGCUGGAGCUACUGCUGCCGUGGCAACCAAUACUGCUGUCACAAAGCCUACUGGAACAUGGCAGGCAUAUAAGAAAGGGCCAAUGGCCGGUGGAAUGAAAACUAUGAAGCCUAAACAACCGCCUAAACCGCAACAGUUACAUUACUGUGAUGUUUGUAAAAUAAGCUGUGCUGGACCCCAGACCUACAGAGAGCAUUUAGAAGGCCAAAAGCAUAAGAAGAAGGAAUCUGCUCUGAAAGCAGGUGCUGUUCCAGUGGCCCGAGGCAGCAAUGCAUUACGUUGUGAACUGUGUGAUGUUUUGAAGUUGCACACAAAAUUGGGUAAACCAAUUCCAUCCACAGAUCCCGUUGUGGUUGGUGGAUCUGCCAAAACCACUAGCUCAACUGCUAGCACUACCACCAGCAGUGUUGCCACUCAGGCUAAGACAACGGCAUCAGCUGCAACUAAGGCUGCUCCAGGUGCUGUCAAGAAGCCAGUUUCUGCUGCUCCAAAAAUUAAUUUUGUGGCAGGUUCAUCUUUGGGUACAACUACCAAUACAAAUUCGUCUGCUAAUGUGGAAGUUAAACAGGAGUCUAAGGAAGAUACAUCAGUGUCUGACUCUGAGAUAACAGUUAAUGACAAAGAUGUGCAGCCCGUAGGUCAGGACUACAUUGAAGAAAUUAAGAAUGAUGAAGGAAAAGUAAUUAGCUUCAAUUGCAAACUCUGUGAAUGUAGAUUCAAUGAUCCCAAUGCCAAGGAAAUGCACAUGAAGGGACGUAGACAUAGAUUACAGUAUAAAAAGAAAGUAAACCCUGAAUUAGUAGUGGAUGUAAAACCAUCCCUGCGACAGCGUAAACUGCAGGAAGAAAAGCUACGAAGACAACAAAUGCGUGAUGAAUACUGGCGCAGAAGAGAUGAAGAAAGAAUGAUGGAAGAAGAAGAGCGUAUGUACUGGGAAGAACGUAGGAGAUUUGAAGAAGAAGUAGAAUAUUUUGAAUGGUAUCGGCGUUAUGGUAGAGACCCCAGAGCUUUACCACCACCACCUCGCCCGUUUGGUCCUGGUGUGCCACCACUCAUGUUCUUCCCCCAGCCUAUCAGACGCCCAGAUUCUAGUGAUGACCGCCAUGUUAUUGCACGUCAUGCUGAAAUAUAUCCAAAGGAAGAGGAAUUACAAGCAGUUCAAAGGAUAGUCUCUCACACUGAAAAGGCAUUAAAAUUUGUUUCGGACUUCCUGGCGGACCAAGCAUCAGCAGCACCAACUGCCAAGCCAGCUCCAUCCAAGGGACCAACUACUCCCACAACACCCACUACUACAUCUGCAGCCAAACCAAGUGCAGUGGCUGGCAAGCCUACCCCUGCUGCUGCCGCUGCUGCAAAACCAACCACUACACCCACAUCUACUCCAGGUGUUACUAUUAAGCAAGAGCCUACCACACCUGAGAAACCUAAAGCUGACACGUCCAAAGAGGAACCUAAAAAGGAAGAUGGCAGAGAUGGCAAUCUGUUCUCCUUUCACCGUGAAAAAGAUGAUAGCCAAGUACCUCGUGUUCUAAAAGGAGUAAUGAGGGUUGGGGUUUUGGCCAAAGGUCUCCUUCUCCAUGGUGAUACAGCUGUAAAUUUAGUUGUUCUGUGUGCUGAGAAACCAACGAGAACACUACUGAAUAAAGUUGCUGAGAACUUGCCAAAACAGUUAAAGAUGGUUUCUCCUGAGGACACAUACAAAGUUCAUCGUAAAGUGGAGGAAGCAGCCAUCAUUGUGAUGGGAGUAAAGGAACCUCAUAUUACAGUGACAAUCACCUUGACAUCACCUGUGAUGCGUGAGCAAUUGCUAACGCAUCCUGAAGGAAGUGGGGACUCAGUGUCUGUGAGUCAGGCGCAGGUGAUGAAGGAUCCACCAGACGUGCUCGACAAGCAGAAAUGUUUGGAUGCCCUGGCAGCUUUGAGGCAUGCCAAGUGGUUCCAGGCUAGAGCUACUGGACUGCAGAGUUGUGUGAUGGUCAUCAGAAUUCUCCGGGAUUUGUGUCAGCGAGUACCUACAUGGGCACCAUUGCACAGUUGGGCAAUGGAGUUACUUGUGGAGAAAGUAAUCAGUUCUGCUGGUCAGCCGUUGAGUCCAGGGGAUGCUUUGCGCCGGAUAAUGGAAGCCCUUGCAUCAGGAAUUCUCCUUCCGGGUGGACCAGGCCUCCUAGAUCCAUGUGAGAAAGAUCCAUGUGAUGCAGCUGGAAACAUGCUACCCCAACAGAGGGAAGACAUUACUGCUUCAGCACAGCAUGCUCUACGCCUGAUUGCCUUCAGGCAGAUUCAUAAAGUUUUGGGAAUGGAUCCUUUACCACCGCCGAAAUUUAGUCGUGGUAGAUUUAAUAGGAAACGAAGGAGAGAUAAUAGCAGUGGUGAAGGAAAUGAUUCAGAAGCUGGGGAUGGAAAGAAGGAUAAGAAGGAAGAUGGUGCUGAAGACACUAAAAUGGAAAUUGUAAAAACUGAAGCAAAAUGAAUGCUUUGAAUGUGAUGAGGUAUUACUUUGUAAAAUUAUUUAAUUUUUUCAACCGAUAUUGUGUGGUGUGAAAGGUAUACUUAUGUUUAUGUAUGCUGCUGUAGCAGUUGUAGCACGAUUUGUUAAGCUAAGGUUAUAGAUCUCUGUUUUAAACUUAAGCUAUGCCAAAUUGUAAGACAGUAAAAGUAGAAAAAAAAAUUAAAUGGUUUAAUUUCACACAUGUAUGGGAAAUAGCAAAUUUUUAGAAUUAAUUUUCUUAGUGGCUUUUUGUCAAAAUGUGUAAGAAUGCUGUUUUUAAGUCAGCACUCAUUGGAAUGUUUGUUAUGUCACGAGACUGCACUAUAAGCAGUGAUUUGAAUUGACCAUUUACUGUAUGCAGAACACGUAGAAAGUAUGCUAAAUCAUUGUAAUGAAAUGUACUUUUUUGUUCAUAACCUGACUAUUCAGUGGAUUUAUCAUUCCUUUUCUCAGCAUUGUACUUGUAUUCUGAAUUAAAUAGGAACUCUUGUAUCUUAUCUUUUUGUGUGCCCUAGUCAGUUAGUGCAUUUAUAGAAAUCUAGAACCAUGUUCUUGAAUAUGCUUAGCAUACAAUACUAAAUGUUUCUUGCCUUUUUACUUCAAGAACUAUUUUGACCUUCUUCCGCUAAUUCUAUAAUGGUUUGGGGUUGCAGUUUUGCUUCAAAUAAGUCAUACUAGUUAAAAGGAAAUCUGAUGUCCUUCGUUUUAUGAAGAUUCGUCAGAAGCAGAUUGGGUACGUGUUGUUUUUAAUUAGCCUCUCCAGUUGAUGGUGGGAACUAUUAAUGUCUCUAGCCAUUACAAAUGAAAUAAGGUGCAAGUUAUUCACCAGAGUUCAUGAAAUUAUUUUAGAUGCAUCAGAUUUAAAGUUCUAAUUGAGAGGUAAUUGAAAUAUGUGCCCGUAAAGUUUGUUUUGCAUAGAUGCUACAUAACCUGCAAAAUUCACACAAGGUUUAGUUUUGGUUACGUUAUGUGGCGAUUUACAAUCGACCUCACUGCUAGUAGACAUUUUCCUUAUUUGAUAUUCAGUGCUUCAGGGGUUCAAAUGUUGCUUUGACAGCAAAAUUUAUUUCAUGUUGAUUGUAUUAAUGAUUCAUCUGACAAGUCUUGGAGUGCUCGAACUUUUUAUUUUUAAUUUAAUUAGAACAUACCACUGUAGCAAUUUGUGGACUGGGUUUUUGUGAAUUUAAGCACUUUAAUAUUAGGAGGAAAACAAAAUAAUCUAUUUGAAGGCAAACUCUGGUAGAUUUUCUCACAGUAAAAAUUCGUAUUAAAAUGUUUAUUUCAUAUUUAAAAACAAAAAAAUCAUGUGUGAGUUAUGCAAGUGGACAUUUUGUUAGUAUAAAUUAUAUACCAUGUGUAAAUCAUACAAUCUUAACUUUCAUUUCAGUCACAAUAAGUAGAUGCAAUUAUUUAAUCUUGUUAUUCACUGUGUAAAUAAAUAAAAGUGGGAACAAUGUUCACCCCUUAUCCUU
This is a messenger RNA of Gryllus bimaculatus (two-spotted cricket), 4760 nucleotides long. The record is from the annotation of a GenBank genome assembly. NCBI's taxonomy places the organism in Eukaryota, Metazoa, Arthropoda, Insecta, Orthoptera, Gryllidae.